Gasterosteus aculeatus aculeatus (three-spined stickleback) is the source of this 2507-nucleotide messenger RNA. RefSeq names its product interleukin 20 receptor, alpha (gene il20ra). Gene Ontology annotation, biological process: cytokine-mediated signaling pathway. Gene Ontology annotation, molecular function: protein binding; cytokine receptor activity. NCBI's taxonomy places the organism in Eukaryota, Metazoa, Chordata, Actinopteri, Perciformes, Gasterosteidae. Gene Ontology annotation, cellular component: plasma membrane. The record is from RefSeq and is a predicted model, not a curated record.
CUCGCACACGGAAGCGCCUCGGGGUGCUCUGUACGAUGAGACGCCAUUCAGCCGCUGAAGCUCCGCGACCUAAACGCGUCUUUUUUUUAUUUUUUAGUUUGCUGUGUUUUCUUGUGAUCGGGGCUCCAGAGCCCGAACACCGACGGGUUGGAAAUGUUUGGGAGUGUUUGUGAAAUAGUGAAACCAUGAGCGCUCCUCACAGCGAUGUGGACGGUGUUUUUCUUACUGCACCUCGGAGCUGUGCGCUGUACAGUCUCCUCCUCCCUCCCAAGCCCGAUCAAUGUGACCUUCUCUUCAGUCAACCUGUGGAAUGAGCUGCAAUGGUUCCCAGGAGGUGGCACUCCGGAGGACGCACGGUUUAAAGUGGAGUAUGCCAUCUACGGGGACAGCGUCGUGACGCCCGGGGGGAGGAAGGUGAACUGGAAGGCGGUGCGGAGGUGCACGGGAAUAACGCGCCACGGGUGCGACCUGAGCGACGAGACGCGGGACCUGGAGCACGAGUACCUCGCCCGGGUUCGCGCCACCACCCGGACGGGGUUCUCCGCGUGGGCCACGACGCGGCGGAGGUUCCACCCGAAGGCGGACACUGCUUUCGGCGCGCCGCUGGUGUCCGUGGAAGUGGGAGACGGCGGCGCGAGCGUCACUCUGAAGGGACCGAUGAGGCAUCAGCCCAGCAACCGCACCCCGGCGGUCUCCAUGGCAACGCUGUACCCCCAGAUGAUGUACAUGCUCUCCGUGGAAAACACCCGCCGCGGCACGACGAUCCACGUCCCGAUGAACUCCAAUUCGUACACAUAUCGACUGAUGGAGUACGACACCGAGUACUGCUUCUCUGCUACGACGAAGUUCCUGUCCAUGCCCGUCCAGUGCCGGUCCUCGCCGCCGUACUGCAUCACCACGCCUGCAGACCCUGUGAUUGGCCAGCUGCUGAGGGUGGUUGUGGGUAUUGUGGUCCCAUCCGUGUGCAUGUGCACGUUGGCGGUGGUUGGCUACCUUCUGCACAACUACCUGACGGGGAAAGGACAGAAGAGCCCGUACAUACUGAACCCGCCGGCUUUUCAUCCGCCCGUUCUGCUGUUUCACCCGGAGAGUCCCAACCUCAUGGUCAUCCCCAUCAUCCCACCGGAAAGCGCCGCAUCAGACGCCGAGUGCUCCAAGCGGCCGCAACACGCCCGGCAUCGCCCGCCGGGAUACGCCUCGCAGGGGGGCGAAAUACUGCCACAGCCUGAGGGCGACCCGUCAGUGGAGUACGGGUGUGUUGUCGUCGCCCCCGAGGUGCCCGUCGGAGGAGAACAUGGGCAUAACUUGAAUGGCGAAUACCGGAAACGUGCGGCCGGAGACGGGUACGAGAGACAAGAGUGGAGCGUCGAGGAGGACCACUCCGCUGGACGACACGAGGAGGUGCCCCUUCUUUCUACCGGUUCCACCCACACGCCUUCCUCCGUCUCCGACCAGUCCGAUCUCAUACCGGUUGACUACGGUGUUCUGAGACCGGCGCCGGAACAUAUUGAUGAGGAGGAGGAGGAGGAGGAGGAGCAGGAACGUAUUUGCAUCAAUUGGAAUCCAGAGACCGGGAGGCUGGUGCUGCCACAGAUGGAUGGGUUGAUGCGGGAGGAGGAGGAGGAGGAGGAGGAGGUGGUUGAGUUGAGGUUGGAGAAUGUGUUCGUAAGACAAGGCUCGGAGGAAAAGGCGGAGGCACGGAGAGAGAUGGAGGGAGGGGGCGGGACAGGAAGCGAGGUGGAGGACUUUUCGACCAGAUGGAAUUUGGUAGUCUCGAUGGACGAGUAGAUGAUAUUCAUCAAUAGGUUUACACUAUUAAUACCCCAAAAAGCUCCUCUUCGGCACUUAUAUUGUACAUUUAAAAUGUUUAUUUUUAGUUGUGAAUACUUGGUAGGGUGACCUGUAUAUCUGUGAAUGUUUACGCUUUAUUAUGUGGGAUUAACCAAUCACACCGAUCAAUGUCACACUGUGACCAACUCUGAAGGAAAUCGUCUACAUGUAGAGCAAAAUGUAGUUAAUCAAUCAAUAAUUUUCUUUGAGGUAUCCCACAUCCUGAUAUUGAUGUCUAGACAGAUUUUAAAAAAUCUUUGAUUUUUGUGGUAGUACAAAAAAAUGCGACAAAAUAAAUACUUCUGCGAGCUUUAAGCUCUGACCAGAAUUUACUGCAGGUACUCUGUGACUAUACACAUAUCUGUGUACAAGUGGUAGUAGUUGAGGGUACUUUCAGGUUUCUGGUCUGUUACCGUUUAAUAUGGAGCAUAAUCAGCAUUCCUUUAGAUAUAAAUCCAUCACAUCUGAAUAUGUUAAAUGAAGGAAAGAUUGACGUUUUGAUGAAAGAGGCUGUGUUCAUAAAAGUACAGCACUUAUUUUUAUUUAGAAGAAAUCUACGUAAUUUAUGUUUUGUAAUAAUGGAGGAAAGCACUACACUCUCUUUGUAUGUUGCUGUAUGUUGCAUAACUGAAUUAUUCAUACUGAAUUAAUUGACAAUAAAGUGAACUUGCAAACUA